Messenger RNA from Medicago truncatula (barrel medic), 1074 nucleotides. Its product is annotated as 40S ribosomal protein S3a. The transcript is spliced from 6 exons. Gene Ontology annotation, cellular component: ribosome. Gene Ontology annotation, molecular function: structural constituent of ribosome. Lineage: Eukaryota; Viridiplantae; Streptophyta; Magnoliopsida; Fabales; Fabaceae. The record is from RefSeq and is a predicted model, not a curated record. Gene Ontology annotation, biological process: translation. The coding region runs from base 89 to 874 and encodes 261 amino acids.
CAGCUUCAUCUUUCAUUCUAACAUUAGGGUUUCAGGUUUUGUGCAUUUCUUCGACUGUCAGCAGCAGCAGCACCUCGAGAGCACAAUCAUGGCGGUCGGAAAGAACAAGAGAAUUUCAAAGGGAAAGAAGGGUGGCAAGAAGAAAGCCGCUGAUCCAUUUGCCAAGAAGGAUUGGUAUGAUAUCAAAGCCCCUUCCGUCUUCCAAGUGAAGAACGUUGGCAAAACCUUGGUUUCUCGUACUCAGGGUACCAAGAUUGCUUCUGAAGGACUCAAACAUCGUGUGUUUGAGGUUUCAUUGGCUGAUCUUCAAGGAGAUGAGGACAAUGCAUUCAGGAAGAUUAGGUUGAGAGCUGAAGAUGUUCAGGGGAAAAAUCUUCUUACCAACUUCUGGGGUAUGGAUUUUACCACCGACAAGCUUAGGUCAUUGGUGCGUAAGUGGCAGACUCUCAUUGAAGCUCAUGUGGAUGUUAAGACCACUGAUAACUAUACUUUGAGAAUGUUCUGCAUUGGGUUCACCAAGAGGCGCUCAAACCAGGUGAAGAGGACUUGUUAUGCCCAAUCAAGUCAAAUCCGUCAGAUUCGUAGAAAGAUGAGGGAGAUCAUGAUAAACCAGGCAACUUCAUGUGAUUUGAAGGAUCUGGUACGCAAGUUUAUCCCUGAGAUGAUUGGAAAAGAGAUUGAGAAGGCUACGUCCAGCAUUUACCCACUGCAGAAUGUUUUCAUUCGUAAAGUUAAGAUCCUGAAAGCUCCCAAAUUUGAUCUUGGGAAGUUGAUGGAGGUUCAUGGAGAUUACUCUGAAGAUGUUGGUACAAAGGUUGAACGACCUGCAGAUGAAACAAUGGUUGAGGGAACCCCAGAAAUUGUUGGAGCUUGAUCCAUUUCAUAAUGCAUUUUUGUUUGUUUAGGAUGCUUCUCCUGCUUUUACCGAUAUUUAUUCCAAAGUUUUGUUGUUGACUUGAAUGUUUUUUUACUGUAAUUUAAAUCUGGAUUUUUGGCAUGUCAUUUUCUAGUAAUGGUAUGGUAUUUUAGACCUAAGCGUAAGAAGCACCUAUUAAUGCCUCUAUUGUCUUUUUA